ACGGAAACCUUCUUCCUCCUCCCCUCCCCUCACCCGCUCCCCAUCAACCGCCCUUCCCUUCCCUUCCCCUCCAAGCAAGCGCGUCGCGCCAAAACCCUAGCGCCGCGCGCGAUGUCCGGCACCGGCGCCCCCGCAGGCCGGGGCUCCAUGGGCGGCUCCCGCAGCUUCGACUUCGGCACCGACGACGUGCUCUGCUCCUACGACGACUUCGCCGCCCCCUCCGACCCCAAGCGGCCCGAUCCAGUCGACAAGGACUUUCAUGACAGCAGAUAUGGGAGACCAUCAGUAAAAGUUUAUGAACAAGAAAGCUACGCCAAAGAGGAUGUACUAUCUGCUGUUGAGAGAUGCAUGAAGAAAUAUGCUGACAAUUUGCUAAGAUCUCUUGAGGGAAUUACUAGUCGGCUUUCACAACUGGAGAUUUAUUGCUAUAAGCUUGAGAGGUCCAUAGGCGAACUUCGAAGUGACAUGCUUCGGGGUGAGACUGAUCUAAGAUUGAAGUCUCUUGAAAAACAUCUACAUGAAGUGCACAGGUCUAUUCAAAUUCUUCGUGACAAGCAAGAGUUAGCAGAAACUCAGAAGGAACUAGCCAAAUUUCAACUUAAGCAAGAUGAAUCUAAAAAGAAAGAGGACGUGCCAAUGCCUUCUGAGCCAAAGAAGCUUGAAGAAAAGCGGGAACAGCAGCUGGCACUUGCUUUACCUCAUCAGGUGAACUCUCCGUCACAUGCACCAAGAGCUUCUGAACCAGUUCAACAGUACCAUGAUCAACCUGUGCAGCAGACAGCCCCCAGCUCUCUUGUACCACAGCAGGACCGUUAUGUUGUUAGCCAAGCCAUUGCUUACUACCCACAACAGCAAACUCCAGGCAACCAUGACACACAAGGGCAGCAAGUACAACCAGAGGUGCAAUACUUGCCAGCAAGGCCUCAAGCUCAAGAUGUCCAAGCUUCAUCCCAGCCUCAGUCAGCAAAUCAAAUCCAGCCCCAGUCUUACCCUCCUUACCAGCAGCAGUGGCAACAGCAACCCUCUCGUUCAACCCCUGGACCAGCGGCUCAGCCUCAGCAGACUUACUCGCAGCAGCCAUUUCCUCCACCUGUGCAGCAGCCACAGCUAUCUAACGCCCAGCAGUUCCCAGCACAACCAAUGCAGCAGUCCCAGUUGUCUAAUCCUCAACAGUUCCCUCCACCACAACUGCAACCACAGCAAUCCAACCCUCACCUUCCUCAGACAGUGCAACCACAACAUCCUCAGGUGCAAGCUCAGAUGAGACCCCAGACUCCACCAAACUACUCUCGCUAUCCACCCCAACAGCCGUUGAACCCUUCCCCUGAAACGCUGCCUGGCAGUGCGUCUAUGCAAGGACCGUACAGCACAGCUGCUCCACCAGGUGGGAGUCAUUCUGAAGCGCAAUAUUCAUACGCUGGACCUGGCAUCCCACCAUCUCAGCCACCGCCUCAGCACAGCAUGCAAAGACAGCAGCUACCUCCUCCAAAUCAGAGCUCGUACGGACCGCCUCCAAGUAAGGGGCCAUAUGCCGGCCCUCCCCAAUACGCGCCGCAGGGGCAUUCACAAGGUUACAACCCAGCAUAUGGCUACCCGCCAAGUGGCCCUUCCGCAGCCCAGUCACCACAGAUGCCUCCAGGUGGCGCUGGUAUGAGCCAUCCAGGGUCAUCGCAGCACAUGAUGCGCGGCCAUCCGUAUGGAGAGAUGAUCGAGAAGGCAAUCACCAUGGGAUAUCCAAGGGACCAGGUGCUGAAUGUGAUCCAGAGGAUGACGGAGAGCGGCCAUCAGAUAGAUUUCAAUGCAUUGCUCGACAGGCUGAACGAAUCAGGGUCUGGAGCACCCCCUCGUGCGUGGUGAUAUCGUGCAGGUUGGGUCCUGUUUCGCUGGUCGCCGUGCUCAUACGUGUGCUACGAGUGGUAUCGUGUUAUCUAAAUAAGUGAGAUCUGAUAUGAUGCCGUCCACUGCUUGUUCGUCCGUACAAUGUACAUAUAAACAUUGAGCUUUAAUUUGAUGUGCCUCCAGGCGCUUGCACGUGCACAACCAACUUGAUUUCAAACUUGACAAUUGGGAUCUAUUCUGAACCAAAUUGUUUCCCGGUA
This is a messenger RNA of Lolium rigidum, 2099 nucleotides long. RefSeq names its product pollen-specific leucine-rich repeat extensin-like protein 1. Lineage: Eukaryota; Viridiplantae; Streptophyta; Magnoliopsida; Poales; Poaceae. The record is from RefSeq and is a predicted model, not a curated record. The coding region runs from base 112 to 1857 and encodes 581 amino acids. The transcript has 3 exons.